UUAAACCCCAUAAUGACAAAAUCCCCCCAGCACCGUCUCACACGCUCUCUCCCUCUCUUUCCCUUCGCAGCCCCUCUCUGGUGACCAAUUAAACUGAACUCUAGAGACAAUAAUGGCGGGGUUUGUACCUCCAGGUACAACGUUGUUAGGCAAUGAAGCAACAUCUGCAGCAGCCAAAAAGGUCAAUGAAGUGCACAAAAACGUUGAUUACAUGAACCUUCCUUGUCCAAUUCCAUACGAAGAACUCCAUCGUGAAGCACUCAUGUCUUUAAAGCCUGAAUAUUUUGAGGGGAUGCGUUUUGAUUUUACCAAAGGACUGAAUCAGAAAUUUUCACUUAGUCACAGUGUAAUGAUGGGGCCAAUGGAAAUUCCUUCUCAAUCUUCAGAAGCCAUCAAAAUCCCGACUGCUCACUACGAGUUUGGUGCUAACUUUAUAGACCAAAGGACAAUGCUUAUUGGGAGGGUGUUGACUGAUGGGAGACUAAAUGCAAGAGUGAAGUGUGAUUUGACUGAUGAUCUUGCCUUGAAGGCUAAUGCUCAGCUCACAAACGAGCCUCACAUGUCUCAUGUCAUGUUGAACUUUGAUUACAAGGGUAAAGACUACAGGAGCCAGUUGCAACUAGGAAAUGGUGCCUUAUUUGGUGCCAGUUACAUUCAGAGUGUGACCCCUCACUUGUCCUUGGGUGCUGAAGUAUUUUGGGCUGGUCAACAUCGGAAGUCUGGUGUUGGAUAUGCUGGUCGGUACGAGACAGACAAGAUGGUUGCUGCAGGGCAAGUUGCUAGCACUGGAUUGAUGGCUUUGAGCUAUGUGCAGAAGGUUUCUGAGAAGGUUUCACUAGCAACAGACUUCAUGUACAACUACUUAUCAAGAGAUGUGACAGUUAGUGCUGGCUAUGAUUAUGCCCUCAGACAAGCUCGUCUGAGAGGAAAGAUUGAUUCCAAUGGGUGCACUUCUGCCUUCUUGGAAGAACGCUUGAAUAUGGGUCUCAAUUUUAUUCUUUCUGCAGAGUUGGAUCAUAAGAAAAAGGAUUACAAAUUUGGAUUUGGGUUGACAGUGGGCUAAUUUAAAGAACUGAAGUCAUCUGAUCCUGUAUCAUCAAAUUUCGCAUAAAACUUGUUGCUAGCGGCUACUCGGCAAAUUUCCUGGGUCAACCUGCCUUUUGUUUGAACAUCGAGAAAUCCUUUUCUUUUUCACUUCUAACUGUUUUGAGCGAACAUUAUUUGUGCAGCAGCAUCAGCUGCAGCUGCGGAACAGGUUUAGCUGCAAGUAUUCAUUGAUUUGGUGGUUUGAAUGGUAUAAUUUUUGCCUGCACUUCUAUA
Messenger RNA from Populus nigra (black poplar), 1320 nucleotides. RefSeq names its product mitochondrial import receptor subunit TOM40-1-like. Gene Ontology annotation, cellular component: mitochondrial outer membrane translocase complex; mitochondrial outer membrane. NCBI's taxonomy places the organism in Eukaryota, Viridiplantae, Streptophyta, Magnoliopsida, Malpighiales, Salicaceae. The coding region runs from base 113 to 1063 and encodes 316 amino acids. Gene Ontology annotation, molecular function: transmembrane protein transporter activity. Gene Ontology annotation, biological process: protein import into mitochondrial matrix. The record is from RefSeq and is a predicted model, not a curated record. The transcript is spliced from 11 exons.